This is a messenger RNA of Stylonychia lemnae, 1695 nucleotides long. The record is from the annotation of a GenBank genome assembly. Lineage: Eukaryota; Ciliophora; Spirotrichea; Sporadotrichida; Oxytrichidae.
AUGGGAUAAUGCGUCGCAGUUAAUGGAGGAAAUCCUAAAAAAGCAAAAGAUCUAUCUUACCUUACCACACAUAACUAGGAAAUAGAAGUAUGGAAAUAAGACUAGAUUAUACAAGACGAAAAAAAGCAACUAGAAAAAUUUAGUGAAUCUUAAACUCAGAUUUUUACAAUCUAAAAGGACAUAUUUUCUAAAAAAUACAAACUAACUAAAGAAAUACUUGGUAAAGGAGAAUUCGGAUUAGUCGGGAAAGCAAUUAGGAAAGUUUCUAUUAAAAAUUGGGAAUAAUCUCAUGAAGAUGAAAAAAAGGUAGUUGCUAUUAAAGCAAUCGCAAAAUAAAGAUUAGACUAAGACAUGAUUAAACACAUUAGAUCUGAAAUGAAAAUUCUUAAUACACUAGAUCAUCCCAACAUCAUUAAGUAUUAUGAAGACUUCGAAAAUGACACUCAUAUAUUUCUCGUGAUGGAAUUAUUCGAGGGAGGUACCUUAUAUGAAAAAAUGAUAAAGCUUGUUGACCGUAAAAAGACUUUUUCUGAGUUUGACGCAUGUCUCAUUAUAGAGAAAUUACUUAGAGCAAUUGCAUUUUGUCAUGAGAAUAAUAUUUGCCAUAGAGAUUUAAAGCCUGAAAAUAUCCUUAUAAACUAAAACCUAGAACUUAAGAUUAUAGACUUUGGACUUUCAAAGCAAAGAAAUAGGAAUCUAAGAGUAUUUAAAACUAGAGUUGGAUCUCCUAGCUAUAUUGCUCCAGAGGUUCUAUAAACUGACUAAUAUGGAUUUGAAUGUGACAUCUGGUCCAUCGGUGUAAUAUUGUAUGUUUUGGUAAGCGGAUAUAUGCCUUUUGGUGCUAAAUCAAUGACAGAGCUAUUAGCUAAAGUUAAAAAAGGAUAUUAUGAUUUCAGAGCUCCUACUUUUGAUAAAGUUUCUUCUUAGUGUAUGGAUUUGAUUUCAAAGAUGAUGAGUUUCUACCCUAAGAAUAGACCUAUUGCAAGCAAAGCACUACAGCAUGAAUGGUUUAAAAUAAAUUAGGCAAAAAUAUCAAAAACAGUUAUUGAAAAGGAUGUAUUAUUAAAGUUAGUAGAGUAUAGAAAUAUUCCAAUAGUAAAAAGGGCUGCUCUAAAAGUAAUUAUUCGAACAUUAGAUGAUGCUUAAACUUCAUUUUUAAGGAGCUAAUUCCUAGCAUUGGACUAAUUAAGAUGUGGUCUAGUUGAUAUUAAUUCUAUUAAGGAUGCUUUUGAUCAAGUAAAUAUCCCUGCAGAUGCUGAAACUUUAGAAUCAGUUGUUGAAAGUGUUUCAUGUAAUAAAACUGCUAAAAUUAACUAUUCAGAGUUUUUAGCUGCUACUAUUGAUAUGCUUUCACUGUUGACGGAAGAGAACUUAUGGAUGUUGUUUAAGUUCAUAGAUAAGGAAGAUCAAAAUGAGAUUGACUUUGUCUAAAUAGAAUACAUUCUUAAAUAACUUGAAAUACCUUACAAAGCUAAAGAAUUGUAGAAUUUGUUAAACAAUUUCUCGAAAUAAAAGCCAAAUAAGCUAGUUUAUGAUGAAUUUAAGGAAAUGCUUUUAUGCGAUGAUUAUUCCUAUAUAUUGGAGAAUAUCAAUGAGAUGUAGGAAGAAGAUUUGCUAAGAAAUGAUUAGCUUUUGCAAUCUUAAUUGAAUCCAAAAAGCCUUAUUUUUACAGUCUAAGAAAAUAAUAGAGUUUGA